AUGACCGAAGAUUUCGAGGUAAACUUAGGGACCGGUGGAGAAGACAAUAGUAGCAGUACUAUGGAACAUAGGGUCUUAGAUUCGCCGCCUCGAGUGGUUAUUCCAGAGGAUACGGAAUCACCUGCAAAAUUGGCACCUAAUCAUGGCAUCUUUAUGGCAUCGAUUAACAAGAGUUCACCAGCGGGUAAAAAGAGUGGAGAAGGCGCCGUUCUUGGUAUGGGGGCUCAAUCUACAAAGGAUAAUUCGACACCAAGGCAAAACAGUAGUAUGUUAUCUACAAGAGUUAUAGAAUCGCUCCAUGAUCAAGUAGACACUUUGACCUCAACAAAUUUACAAUUGACUGUACAAUCUAAGAAUUUAUUGGAUAAAUUGGAUACCGCCCAACAGAAAGAGUCCAAAAUGUUGGAAAACAGUGCAUCAUUAAAGCACGAAAAUGAGAAUCUAGUCUCUAUGCUAAACCGUAAGACUAGAAGGCUGAAAGACGUUGAAGAAGAGUUAGCUUCACAUAAGAAAAAUCAUGACUCGUUAGAAGAGGAGAAAACUGCUUUGCAAAAGAAGUGGGAAAGUUCAUCUAGUGAAGAAGCAACAUUAAGACAACAAAUGGAAAUGGUGCAAGCGCAAUAUGAUGCAUUAGUGGAUUCUCAUCAGUACUAUAAGAGCCACUACAGUUCACAGAUUAGUACACUGAGUGAACAAUUGGAAAAUUUGAAAUUGGAACAACGUAACUAUACGCAAAGAGUCUCUGACGAGGCGAACACUUUUAAUGCUAAACUAUUGGAAUUCGAUUCUAAGCAUGCUAACUUACAGCAAGCGGAAGAGACACGUGUAAAAUAUUUGGAAUCCAAAUAUGAUAGUUUAACUCAACAGUUAGAUUUACCAUCGUGGGUUCAGCUUUACAGGGAGAGUAAGAAUAUGGUACUAGAAUUUGCAGAAAAGAUGAAAUUGAAGAUUCCAUCAGACUUUGAAACGUUGAUUCAAGAUCCUGAAUUGACAGCUCUGGAAGCUAAAAAUCCAAAUAGUAAUAACGCUGCCGCUCUCCCGUUAAGAGUGGCCAAACAAAGAGCAGGUGGUGGUAAUGCAACAUCUACCCAAUCAGGUACAUCUGGAUCUAACGCUGCUCAUGGUAAGAGAAGUAGUUUUUACGGUGGUAUGGCGUCUUCUUAUCCUGCAUCUACUCUACCGGGUACUUUGCCAGGUGUAAGAAGAUCCUCGUCGAGAAGAAAGCCAAGCAGUAGAGUUGCAUCCGAUAAUUCAAAUUCAGGAGACUCUUCGCCUAUUUUUCCCCACUCUGCAGUCGCAACUGCACCAAGAUCGUCCGCUACAGCACCAUCGUCUAGAGUUUCGUCGACAUCUACUUCAUCUUCAACAAAUCAUUUUGCAUUCCACAACAACAACUCUAACAAUACCUAUCGCAAACGACAAGAGAGCACUUCGGUUGGCAAUUCAUGA
Zygosaccharomyces rouxii is the source of this 1449-nucleotide messenger RNA. It is a transcript of the gene SHE3, whose product is annotated as She3p. The record is from RefSeq and is a predicted model, not a curated record. Gene Ontology annotation, biological process: endoplasmic reticulum inheritance; mRNA transport. Bases 1 to 1449 code for a protein of 482 amino acids. The transcript has a single exon. Lineage: Eukaryota; Fungi; Ascomycota; Saccharomycetes; Saccharomycetales; Saccharomycetaceae.